AUGCAUUCUUCCAUGAUCCUUCUGGGUAUCUUAUUUGGCUUGCUGGCCCAGGCUUACACUCUACCUCUGAAGAAUUCUACUGCAGUACAUGAGGGAAAAGCCAGGUUGAAAAGGAGAUACUCAGAUGAAAUUACAGACCGUGAUGAAAUGAACGCAAUGGAUCACAUACUAGGAGUCAAUCGCAGGUUGCGAGUCCCCAGAGGAAUGUUAUUAAGAGAGGGAGAUAUUGCCAGCUCGUACAUACGGAGCGCCAUAACCUGCCCUGGCAACGCCUGUCUGUGGCCUAAAUCGAUUGAUGGAUUUGUUUAUGUACCUUUCAUAGUCUCUCCACUCUAUGAUGACAUGGACAGAAUCACCAUAGAAAAUGGGAUGCAAGACAUUUCCUCUGGGACGUGUAUUAAAUUUGUUCCACGCACUCAUGAAGCCAACUUCCUCGAUAUUCAGCCUAGAUAUGGCUGCUGGUCAUUUCUGGGUCAAACCGGAGGAAGCCAGACCCUGUCACUGCAGACUCCUGGGUGCAUGUGGUCAGGAGUGGCUGCCCACGAGUUCAUGCACGCGCUUGGCUUUGUACACGAGCAGUCUCGCUCAGACCGAGACCACUAUGUCUCAAUUGUGUGGAAAAACAUCAUACCAGACCAAAUGCACAACUUCAGGAAACAGGUGACAAACAAUCUGAACAGUCCAUAUGAUUACAGCUCUGUCAUGCAUUAUGGAAGAUAUGCCUUCUCUGAAGACGGCGGACCAACAAUAAUCCCCAAACCAGAUCCUUACAUUCCCAUUGGCCAGCGAGAUGGACCCAGCAUGCUAGAUCUUCAUAAAAUAAAUGUCCUGUAUAACUGUGGCGCCAACGAGUAACUGGAUCCAGAGUGUUACAUUUUGUCAUAUUCUGUUCAAAUCUGCUCUCAGGUCAUGUCAGAUGUGGAACAAACAACUUUGGGUCUUAAAUAGAUUAAACAGGAAACAUUACUUCAUAGCAGUUUCGUUUUUCUCUGGUAGUAUUUUGAAUUUAUACAUUCUAGUCUGUUUAUUUUUUCAGAUUGUGUUCAGUCACUUUUGGGUGCAGUCUACUAAUCUGCCAUAGGGUGCAAAUAAAGGGGCAAGUAAGAAUUCAAAUUUUCUGUGAAGGUUCUCUCAGUCUAAGAAUUAAAAACAGCAUUUCUCUAAUAUAACUAAAAUCAGCACUGUGAUAAGUUUUUACAUGCCUGCUGCUGCCAGGCAGAUCACUGCAUCCACUGUCUGAAUCGCUUUCUUCCAUUUGUCUGCCUCCUUCUCAGCUUCUGCUCACUUUAAAUAAAGAAAAUGCAACAGUAAAAGUAACGGUCUAAUUGUGUGUUUGUCACAUCUCUGUCUU
Molecule: messenger RNA, 1351 nt
Organism: Larimichthys crocea (large yellow croaker)
Lineage: Eukaryota; Metazoa; Chordata; Actinopteri; Sciaenidae
Gene: hce2l1
Product: high choriolytic enzyme 2-like 1
Exons: 9
Coding region: 1-855 (284 amino acids)
Biological process (GO): proteolysis
Molecular function (GO): zinc ion binding; metalloendopeptidase activity
Source: RefSeq, a predicted model, not a curated record